This is a messenger RNA of Protopolystoma xenopodis, 774 nucleotides long. Lineage: Eukaryota; Metazoa; Platyhelminthes; Monogenea; Polystomatidea; Polystomatidae. The record is from the annotation of a GenBank genome assembly.
AUGGCAACGCUAAUCAAAGCCAUUGUAUCACCUAGUCUGACAUUUAUCUCUUCUAUUGUCUCCUUCCUUAUAGGUCCCAGUUCCCCAGGCUCCGAAAUUCUUGAUGAAGCUGGCCGUGGGAGUAUGAGUCCUGCUUCCAUUGUUGCCACAUAUCAAACUGCUUUUCCGACAAAUAGCUGGCUUGCCGUUGGCCUCGAAUCUUCAGAAGUUGAAGUGGUCGCCAUCGGUCCUGAUGGACCUCCGUUGACUCUGAGUUCAUCAUCAUCAUCUUCUUCUUCAUCAUCUGCUUCCGCUCCAGCCACUUCCACGUCCCUUGCAUCUUCCGCCACAAAUGCUAUAGGUAGCUCCUCUGUGAAGACAGAACCAGCAGCCACCGGCUCCGGAGCCACCUCUACGUCAUCCUCGUCUGCCUCCUCGCCGUCUCCUGUCCCUACCGACCUCUCGGUGCCUUCUGCCAUCACCGGUGGACAAGCCUCUUCCUCCUCGACCUCCCCAGCUUCAAUUCCAAACCUACCACAGCAUUUCAGAUUGACUCGGCAUGAUAGCUGCGUCCUAGCUCUACGGUUUGCUCACACUGCUGACUGGUUCUUGACUACUGGCAAAGACCAUCAAGUGAACGCCUGGAGAACGCCAUACGGUGCCUGUCUUCUCGAGACGAAAGAGGCUGCCUCUGUGCUGACAUGUGAUAUCUCACCAGACGAUAAAUAUGUAGUCACUGGCUCUGGCGAUAAACGGGCAAAUCUCUACGAGGUCAUUUACUCCUCCAAACGAUGA